CUACACGGACUACGUUUAAUAUUAUUUAUAUAAAUUCAUAGUCAUUAUUAACAUCGGGAGUGAAUGUCUCUACACCAUACCGCUGACUGACAUCUCCCGAAUUCAGUUUUAUCGGUAAUUGGACGGUAGAACUGGACGAGACGUGAAAAGAAAUUCACUGACGUUUCGCAUCAUGACACAUGAGGACACGAAGGUGAUCCCAGUGCGGGUUGCCUUGCGAUGUCGACCGUUAGUGAGAAAAGAAAUCAAUGAGGGGUGUCAGUGCUGUCUCACUUUUGUGCCGGGGGAACAACAGGUGGUUGUCGGCACAGAAAAGGCUUUCACCUACGACUACGUGUUUGAUCCCACUGCUGAACAGGAGGAAGUGUUCAGCACGGCUGUGUCCCCGUUGUUGAAUGGACUUUUCAAAGGUUACCACGCCACUGUUCUGGCGUACGGACAGACGGGCUCUGGAAAGACUUUCUCCAUGGGAGGGACGUACACAUCAUCUCAGGAGAAUGAUCCCUCAGUUGGAGUCAUUCCUCGAGUCAUCGGCAGGAUCUUCAGUGAAAAAGAGAAACGAGCAGACUGUGAAUUCUGUCUGGCUGUAUCUUACCUGGAGAUCUAUAAUGAAGAUAUAUUAGACUUAUUGUCUUCAUCUAAAGAUAAACCUGCCAUCAGCAUUCGGGAAGACCCAAAAGAAGGCAUUAAGAUCGUCGGCUUGACCGAGACUCGAGUCUUUUCUGCACAGGAGAUGGUUUCUUGCCUGGAGGUGGGAAACUGUGCUCGCACUGUGGGCUCCACGGCCAUGAACGCAGCCUCUUCACGCUCUCACGCCAUCUUCACCAUCACACUGGAGCAGCGCAGGGGGCCAGAAAAAGUCGACUCCAUUGUUUCGAAGCUGCACCUUGUUGAUCUGGCUGGUUCAGAAAGACAAAAGAAAACCAAAGCAGAGGGGGAUCGAUUGAAGGAAGGCAUCAGCAUCAAUCGAGGCCUUUUAGCUUUGGGUAACGUGAUCAGUGCUCUGGGGGAUGAAAGCAAGAAACACACGUUCGUUCCGUACAGAGACUCCAAGCUCACCCGUCUGCUUCAAGAUUCGUUGGGAGGCAACAGCCACACGUUGAUGAUCGCCUGUGUGAGUCCAGCAGACUCAAACAUGGAGGAGACCAUCAACACCCUGCGCUAUGCAGACAGGGCUCGCAAGAUCAAAAACAAACCCGUCGUCAAUGUUGAUCCCAGAGCGGCGGAAAUGGACCGACUGAAAAAACAGGUUCAGGAGCUGCAGGUGAUGCUCCUUCAUGCCCGUGGAGGUGUCGCUCCGGCGCUCUCGGGGCCUGAGUCAGCGGAGAAAGUAACUAAACUGGUGGAGAGAAACCGCGCUCUGCAGGACGAGAACAGCAAGCUGAGCAGAGAGCUCAGUGAGGCGGCUGGACAGACGGCGCUCAUGUUUGAAAAGAUUAUUAUGACAGAACAAGCAAAUGAGAAGCUUCAGAGUAAACUGGAACAGUUGCAGCAACAUGCAGCCUGUACAGUCAAUCUCCAGAAGGUGCUGGAGACUCUGGAGGACCAGGAGCUAAAGGAGAAUGUCGAGGUGAUGAGGAACCUGCAGGACAUCAUCUUGGAGCUCAAGAGUGAGAGUGCCGGCAUUGCGGCUUCCAUCGACGCGAUGGCUGCAGGGGAAGAAUCCUCUGAGGCAGCUGGGAACGGCAGUGCAAAUGAAUCUCCAUCGGAUGCUGGCGCCGUCAAAGACUCCCCGGAGGCCUUCACGGCCCAUCAUGCACUGCGCCAGGCCCAGCUCUCCAAAGAGCUGAUCGAGCUCAACAAAGUGUUGAGUCUGAAAGAGGCGUUCGUCAAGAAGAUGUGCCAGAAUGACAGCCAGCUGGAGCCGAUGCAGUCCGAGCAUCAGAAAAAUUUCCAAGCUCUUCAGUCUUCAGUGGAUUCGCUGCAGAAGGAGAAAGAGGAGCUCAUCUUGGCUCUUCAGUCCGCAAAGAAAGACUCCAACCAGGCCAAGCUGAGCGAGCAGCGGAGGAAGAGGCUGCAGGAGCUGGAGGGCCAGCUCGGAGACAUGAAGAAGAAGCUCCUGGAACAGUCCAAGCUGCUCAAAGUGAAAGAGACGGCUGCUCAGAAAGUAAACAAUCUCAUGCAGGAGAUACAGGCCAUGAAGACCCAGCGAACGCAGCUAAUGCGGCAGAUGAGAGAGGACUCGGAGAAGUUCAGACAAUUUAAGAGCAAGAAGGAUCGAGAGGUGCUGCAGCUGAAAGAGAAGGAUCGUAAACGACAGUACGAGUUGCUCAAACUUGAGAGGGAUUUCCAGAAACAGGCCAGCGUCCUGCGUCGUAAAACGGAAGAGGCCGCAGCUGCAAACAAGAGGCUGAAAGACGCCUUGCUGAAGAGAAGCGAGGUGGCAGAUAAACGUAAAGACAACCAGAGCAGAGGCACGGAGGGAGCUGCUGCAAGAGUGAAGGCUUGGCUUCUCAAUGAGGUGGAAGUGAUGGUCAGCACGGAGGAGGCCCGGCGCCACCUCAACGACCUGCUGGAGGACAGAAAGGUCCUGGCCCAAGAGAUCACCCUCCUCAAAGAGCAGAUUGAGGCCGGAGAGAAGCCCGCUCAGAAGAUCCGGCGCCGGACGCUGACCCUCUCUGAGCUGGAGAGCCAGGGGGCGCUGGAGACGCCGCUCACCAAGCAGCUGGAGAACCUGCAAACAGAAAUGGGGCUCAGGAACGCUCAGAUCGCUGAUCUCCAGCAGAAGGUUCUCAUGGCGGACAGCGAGUCCCGUCUGAAGCAGCGCGUCGACGGCCUCUCCAGCAUCGUGGAGGCAAAGUGCGCCCUGAGGCUCCUGGUGUCUGAGCUGCUGGCUACCAAAGCGGUGAGCUCCAAGCUGGAGAGCGAGCUGAAACAGGAGCAAGGAAACGUUCAAGAUUUGCGUAAAAGGCUGAUGGAUGAGCGAAACCUCAUGUCAACCAUGGACAUGGAGCACCAGCAGCAGCUGGUGGAGCUGGAGCAGAGACACCAGGCGGAGGUCAGCUACUUCCUGAACCAGCUGAAGAACAAACCAGCCUGUGAGGAGAAGAACGAAGCCAAGCAGAAAGACGAGGAGAGCUCCAAGGAGAAGGAGCUUCUCCAGCGACUCAGAGUCCAGGAGGAGGAGCUCAAAAAACUGCGAGGCCUGAGUGAGCAGAACCAGAAACUGGCGGAGGAGAAUGAGCAGUACAGACAGAAACUGUCUCUGCUUCAUUUGGCGAGCGGGAAGAAAGUCCUUGUGCCUCCAAGCUCCAAUCAACAGAACGAUGACUCGUUUGAAUAUGUUCCUCCUAAACCCAAGCUGAAGCGUUUCACCGUGGCCAGAGUGCCGCUGAACGCCACCAUCAACAUCGACGAGCUGAUGUCGCCCAGCGAGGACGAGGAGGACGACGAGGACUGGAAGCCCGAGAAACCGGAGAAGGGACGCAGAGCCUCCAAGAAACCGAAAGCAGUGGGGUGUGCGUGUAAAGGCCGCUGCAGCAACAAGCAGUGCCGGUGCCGCAAAGGGAAGCUGACGUGUGGGGAGAACUGCCAGUGCGACCACGAGAAAUGUCGAAAUAUGGAAACGCAAGCGCCUAUCCAGGAGGUGAGUCACACAGAAAGCGCCGCCCAGGACUCGGUGGGCUCUCAGGACGCCCCGGCCGGCAGCCCGGAGAACUCCACCUUCUUUAAGCCGCCCUCCUGCACGCCCACCAAAAAGGUGCUGCAGGAAAUCGGAGACCUGGGACACUCCAGCGGCGAAUUGAAGCUGGUCAGGAAGGCGCUCCUGGAGGAGGAGGAGGAGGAGGAGGAGGAGGAAGACUCCUUCGAGGAGGACAAAACGACAGUCAGCUUCCUCAAGAAGAAGAAACGGCUCCUGACAAGUUUCCAGAACAGUUUUUUCUCCGGCUGCACGCCAGUCAGAGAAGAAUUGGAGUGACGGAGGCGGUCGGAGGACUUGUUCGCUCUAUGUGUCUCGUGUUGGUGUCGUCUUUUUUUCAUGUGAUUAAAGUGUACUGCGGGUCGAGCGUCGUCAUUAAUUCUAAAACACUUUUCAGUAGGGGCUGUGAAUGGAACGAUCAACAAAUAUGUAUAUUGCUUUUAGCUUGGUGCCUUCCGUCACAGUAAAUGAUUUAGACUAGGAACUUUAUUUACUAAUGUAAAUUCAUCUUUCACACUCAUCUCGACCUGUGCUUUUAGUAUCGAAGUGGAAUAAAGUCUGAAAUGGACAAAUUGAUUUUGUUUUAGAGACAUUGUAACAUCUUUGAGGCUUUCAGUCCGUCUGUUACAGUGAUUGUUUUACUGCUGAUGAGGGGAAGGGAAUGUGUAGCAGAAUGGUUAUAUAGAGAAUA
Molecule: messenger RNA, 4331 nt
Organism: Salarias fasciatus (jewelled blenny)
Lineage: Eukaryota; Metazoa; Chordata; Actinopteri; Blenniiformes; Blenniidae
Gene: kif4
Product: kinesin family member 4
Exons: 31
Coding region: 173-3919 (1248 amino acids)
Biological process (GO): spindle elongation; mitotic spindle organization; microtubule-based movement
Cellular component (GO): microtubule associated complex
Molecular function (GO): ATP binding; microtubule binding; microtubule motor activity
Source: RefSeq, a predicted model, not a curated record